Messenger RNA from Staurois parvus, 336 nucleotides. NCBI's taxonomy places the organism in Eukaryota, Metazoa, Chordata, Amphibia, Anura, Ranidae. The record is from the annotation of a GenBank genome assembly.
GGGCACAGGUGGGUGGCACUGGUGGGCACAGGUGGGUGGCACUGGUGGGCACAGGUGGGUGGCACUGCUGGGCACAGGUGGGUGCACUGCUGGGCACAGGUGGGUGCACUGCUGGGCACAGGUGGGGGCACUGCUGGGCACAGGUGGGCGGAGCUAGUGGGCGCACUGCUGGGCGGAACUUGCGGGUGUCAUUGCUGGGCACCGAUCAUCAGGGCACUGAUCAUCAGUGCCCUGAUGAUCGGUGCCGAUCCCCGCUCUGACAACUGCCGGUUCUCGGCAGUACUUUCCUCACGAUCUGACAGCGUGAGGAAAGUGCAGCCGAGAACCGGCACUUGC